Molecule: messenger RNA, 384 nt
Organism: Penicillium crustosum
Lineage: Eukaryota; Fungi; Ascomycota; Eurotiomycetes; Eurotiales; Aspergillaceae
Product: antibiotic biosynthesis monooxygenase family protein
Exons: 1
Coding region: 1-384 (127 amino acids)
Source: RefSeq, a predicted model, not a curated record
AUGGCGCCUAUUCACAAACCCCUCGACCGCUCCACCACCUUCGAGGCCAUGCUUUCUGUCAGCCCUGCCGUCGGUCCUAUCGUUCUUCUUAAUGUCAUCUCGCUUCCCGCCGGGGCAGAUAGGGAGUCAUUUCUAAAGACUUGGACCCGUACCGCCGAUGUUCUGAAAAGAGCGCCUGGUUGCAUCUCUACUCAAUUACACAGCGCUAUUGGAGAUGGCAACUUCAUCGUCAACUACGCCGUUUGGGAGAACAAUGAAGACUUGAAGAACGGCUUGGCUUUGCCUGAAUUCAGGAAGAUAUGCGAGGACUUCCCGGAAGGCACUGAGUUCCGUGCAUGCGUCAUGCAGAAAGCUUCUAUCCCUGGAGUUUGUGUGGGGCUGUAA